Messenger RNA from Radiomyces spectabilis, 1101 nucleotides. RefSeq names its product PAC2 family-domain-containing protein. The coding region runs from base 156 to 923 and encodes 255 amino acids. NCBI's taxonomy places the organism in Eukaryota, Fungi, Mucoromycota, Mucoromycetes, Mucorales, Radiomycetaceae. The transcript has 7 exons. Gene Ontology annotation, biological process: proteasome assembly. The record is from RefSeq and is a predicted model, not a curated record. Gene Ontology annotation, cellular component: nucleus; cytosol.
CAACCCAAUGAUGGGUCAGCGUGACAGUGAUUUAGGCCAGUUGCCUAAUCCAGUCCGCUCAGAGGUUGCUGAAACGCCCUUUAAAUGUGACCAGCUAUUGGGUGUCGAUCACGCGUCAAGACAGUUCACACCACAACCCAAAAAAAGCUUGCCUCAUGAAUCCCUUCAUACCCACCUCUGCAUUUGACCCCAACCACCUGAAAGGAUCCACUCUUAUCUUGCCAAGUGUCUCCAUCGGCAAUGUUCCGCAGUUGGCGUGUGAUUUGUUUAUCCAUACUAUAAAAUUAGAGCGCGUAGGAUUCAUUGAGGACAAUGCCGUUAUGCCAAUGGUGGGCGCUCGAGAGGGAACAGACGCUACCGGUGUUUCGGUCUCGGUUGAAGUUUACCAAUCGUCAUGUCGCCAGUGGACAGUUGUACAGCAACGUGCUCCUGCCUUCAAGGGAAAACGACGACAAUACAUCGAUCAUUUAGCUACAUUUAUUCAGCAAGCAGAAUUUUCCAAUGUUGUACUUUUGACAAGUGCUGAUGCUGCUCGACGCAUGGAUUCACAAAUCAACGGACCUCCUUUCCGAGUGCAAGGAUCCGCAACCAAUACAUUUGCUCAACGUGCAUUCGAUCUGGGCGUCCAGGAAUUGGAAAAAAUAGACAUCAAUGACACCGCAAUGGAUCAAAACGCAAAUGCUCUUCCAGGCACAAAGUUCGCUCAGCAGCUGUUCCAAAAGUUGCAGGAGCUGAGCAUUCCAACUACGCUUUUCAUUAUGUUUGCGCUUGAAGGCGAUAACGUAAACGAUGGUGUGGCGUUUGCAAAUUUGAUCAAUGCCGUAUUGCAACUAAAACCAGCUUCAGCUUCAGCGGCAUGGACUCCUCCCAAGAGCUGGGAGUUUCUGUUUGGAACUCCCUUUAACGCUGGACUUUACCAGUAAACAAAUAAAUAGUAGCGAUGGAUACGCGAUUCCCGGAAAUCAUUUCUCUUCAAACAAACUUGCUUUUUUCUUUAAUGCACGUGAAAAAGCUUAAAUGCAUACGCAAUUCUAAAAUUUCAAAGCAGGGUGGAUGAACUUGUGCUAAAUACCGAUCGGUUAUCAGAAAGAGAUCCUUUUU